Molecule: messenger RNA, 464 nt
Organism: Lindgomyces ingoldianus
Lineage: Eukaryota; Fungi; Ascomycota; Dothideomycetes; Pleosporales; Lindgomycetaceae
Exons: 5
Coding region: 207-464 (85 amino acids)
Source: RefSeq, a predicted model, not a curated record
GUUAGAAAGGAAGAAUAAGGCACUAGCACAGGUGUAUAGUCUGUAGCGUUACGUUAUGUAGAAAUUAGAGGUUAGGCUGGUUGUAGUUUUACCUCUUCUGCUAGUAUAGAGAGCAGCGGAAACAAUCUUAAGAGGAGACAAUAAGAGAGUAUAUAUGUGUAUAAUAUAUAACAGUUGUAACGGCGCAGGCAAGACAAUGGGUCCGAAUGCGGUGGGAGUCCACUCAGAGGCAUAUGGGAGCCUUGUACGAAAGGAUAUCAGAAAACUACCGAGCUAGCUACGGGGGCGAGGUCGAGGUCGGGGCCGAUACAAGGGCCUUCCGGAGGUUCCGGGCGACUCGAGAUGGAACGAUUCAUGAGGAUCCUGUUGUGUCUGCAGGUCUACAAGCUGCAGUCACUGCAGUUGUUGCAGCCAUUGCAGUCACCAUUUCUAAGCUGUUAUCCUCGAAGAAGUUCUACCACUAG